GGGCAAAUCGAAGAAUUUUCCGCAGAUGGUGAUUUCAACGUGUAUUGUGAGAGGAUUGAGAACUUGUUCUAUAUGAACUCAGUCUCAGAAGAUCGCAUGAAAUGCGCGAUUUUCCUAAGCUUUGUGGGAGCGGAGACCUACAAGACUCUCAAGGCUGCAAUAUAUCCAGAGGCUGUGAGAUCCAAGACAUACACGGAGAUCAUUGAGGUGCUAAAGGGAAAAUUUGCGCCAAAAAGAAGCAUCAUUGGCGAGCGGUUUGUUUUCUACAAGCGUGACCAACUGGAGGGAGAAACGAUCUCAGAGUUCGUGAUGGCUCUGCAGACCCUGGCAGAGACUUGUGAUUUUGGGGAGUUCCUUCCCUGGGCGCUUCGUGAUAGGCUUGUGAUGGGCUUAUCAAAUGAACGCAUCAAGGAAAAGCUCAUUUCUCUGGAUAAAGGGUUCGAUGAAUCUCUAAAAAGUGCUUUAGCCGCAGAGCUUACCAGCUCUAGUGUUGGGCUCAUGAAAACCACAAAGGUGAACUUUGUUGGUAGAAAAAGGCACAGGGAUCGAUCAGCUGGGCGUUCUUCUGGGAGAGAUUCCGGCGGGAGAAAGAGGCGUCGAUCAGCUGGUCAAAGUCGAAUGCAGGAGUCCAGUUCCAGAAGUGGGUCAAUGUCACGAGAGAAAAAGAGGGAAGUACAAUGCUAUCAUUGCCAAAAAUGGGGAAACCAUUAUGCAUAUAAUUGCCCUCAAAAGAAGUCCCGUUCGAGAGUGAACCACACUGACCGCACUGACCAGUCGAGUGAUAGCGAGCGUGAGGAUAACAUCUCCUCAAUGUUUCUCAAUAGCGUGGUCGUGAAAGUGGACCCGGAGAGAAACCCGCGAAUUGGGAGUGAGCGGAGUAUCAGUGUUCGUGAUGGUGGCAGUGGCAAUGGGAAGAAAAGUGCAAAGAGCCAGGAAGGUGAUCUUCCAGAUGGCCGCACUAAAAAGUGCAGUGCAGUGAAUGGCUGUGAAAGUCAACGUGUGGUGGUGCGCAGCGUUUUCUCCAGCUCAGAAAAGGAGCUACGUGAAGUGGAGAAACUCCUGGAUGAGGAUAUGCCGGAGGAAGGCAUCCUUAACUGUGAUUUGGAGGAGGAAGAGCGUCUGCUGGGGGAAAUAAAUUCUGCACAAUAAUACGCCAUCCACGGUGACCGGGGUGGAGCCAAAUAAUUUGGCACUAAACUUCCGCCCGAGAACAUUGAUGACAAUGCUUAACAGAGGGGGAGAAGAUGCAGAGGAAAAGAAGCAGUGCAAGCCGAAAAUUAAGAGGCCCGUGAAGGAGUUCUCAAGAGGAUCUGUGAAAGAUUCUAGAGCCAGGCGAGAAGUCAAGGAGUCUAAAGGAAAGCAAGAACAGAAUGGAAGUCUGGAGGAAGGUCAAGAAGUUCUAUACUUCCAUACUCUUGGACAGCAAUGGGCGCGAGCGAAGGUGAAGAAACGGCUCAGCAAGACAGUCUAUCAGAUAGACAUCCGUGGAACUCUUAAGAAGGUUCAUCGGGACCAAAUAAAACCAUUUAUAAAACGAGUAAGGUUCCUGGAUGGUCUUCCACCGCAGCCCCAAGCUCACCAUGAGACACCUGUGUCAGACAAUCAGGAUGACUUUCACACACCGCCUUUGACAACAAGAACACCUGUACAACGCAGAAGAAGACGGCGAAUAGCAGAUGAUGUUUCAACUCCCACCUUAAGGCGAUCCAAACGCAUACAGAAGAAAUUAUCAUUUGAUAUAU
Messenger RNA from Phlebotomus papatasi, 1742 nucleotides. RefSeq lists its product as uncharacterized. Bases 73 to 1149 code for a protein of 358 amino acids. Gene Ontology annotation, molecular function: zinc ion binding; nucleic acid binding. NCBI's taxonomy places the organism in Eukaryota, Metazoa, Arthropoda, Insecta, Diptera, Psychodidae. The record is from RefSeq and is a predicted model, not a curated record. The transcript has 2 exons.